GCUGCCGCAUCUAUGUAUUUAUUUGCCGCUAUCUCCUUGCAAUUAUUUUCCAAUGGCAAAUUACUAGAUUUAGAAGGGGAAUUAUUUGAUUCUUGCAGAAUAUGAAGAGAUGUGAUAUGGCUUUGGGCUACCUUUUAAGCAUAUUCUUAAUUCUGGGUGCUGGCCAUGCCCAAAUAAACAUCGAUAGCAAUGAACAAUUUCACGAGGAGCUGGUGAUACGUCCUUUGGCCGGGGAUCAUGUCAACACAUAUUUCCAGUUUACCACUCGUUGGCAUUAUGGAGAAAAUGAGAGUCUAUUUCACACACAACUGACGCCGCGUGUUAUUGCCGAGCUGUUGCAGCAAUUCGACGUGAAGGAGCUACACAUUGGCCUCACCCAGGGCUUGUGGCGUUACGAGACCUGGGGCUAUCCUGUGGUAGAGACAACUGGCGGUGCCGAAAUGUGGGCCUGGUUCAAUGGACCGAAUCUAACCGACCAGGAGGUUAAUCGCCAAUGGACACAAUUGGCGAAUGUCUUCUCCGGUGUUCUGUGUGCAUCGCUCAACUUUGUGGAUCAAACCAAUAGCAUAGCACCCAAAUAUUUGUUACGCCCGCAAUUCAUGAGUGGCGGCGGCGAUGAGAACCAGUCGAAAUUCAUACGUUAUUCCAGUUUGCCCAGAGAGAUUGUAUGUACAGAGAACUUAACGCCUUGGAAGAAAUUAUUACCAUGCGGCAGUGCCUCCGGUUUCGCUUCACUUCUAAACUCUGCCUAUGUCCACAAUACUAAAUUCCAUUCAUUGGGCCUCACUGUGCGUACGCUAUGUGAGCAUCCCGAGAAUUGUGUCCUGGAAUUAACCCAGACGGCGAAUUUGGUCUACGAUUUAAGGCUGCUGGAGCAAUCGACUGGAGAUUUUUCAUUGCGUCGUUUAUUUGGCAUGGGUCUAAAUGGAUAUUGCGAGUUGGCUGGCAGCAGUCAGAUAUAUGUCCAACUUAACGAGCAGGGUCAGAGAUAUCAAUUGGUACCAGAGCCAACAAAGGAGAUUAAGACGACACGUGGCGGCCACACUGUGAUCUACGGUGUCUAUGAUAUGCAAAAGCAAUUCGAAGGUCAGGGCGAACGUCUAUUCAACAUUGCAUGGGUGACGCCCAAGGGUGACCGCAAGCAGCGUCUAGGCGGUGGCCAGCAUCAAUUUCUCAUCCCACCACCCCUAAAUGUCCAUCGCUAUUUGCUGGGUCAGGGCCAGGAGCGUGGUCGCAUUGCCACCGAGUUGACCAACAAUCAUUACGAGCCGUUGCCCAUUCUGUUGCAGGAGCUAAUACCUUGGUAUGUCCAUGCCUAUCUGCAUACCCUACGCAUACGUUCGAGAAAUUUGCAAAGACAUGAGUACACCAACAGCAAGAAGGAUUUGCCAUUCCAAGUGCUGCACUAUGCCCCCGGCAAGCAACGUGAGUUGCCUACUCAUCUAGAGAUUGCAUUCGAACUGCCUCCCAAUAGUGCGGCCCUUAUAACAAUUGAAGUCGAUUAUUUGCUAUUGAAGUGGCUGGAAUAUCCCCCAGAUGCCAAUCAUGGCCACUAUAUCGGUUCGGCUAUAUUAAGCACCCUAUUACCAAUUGCUCGCAACUAUACAGCCAUUCCCAUCGAUGGUCAUCUCUUUGAGCAUUCGUUUAAUGCCACCCGACCGUCCUAUGUAUUGAGUCUUCAUACCGAAGCAUUAAUUGUAUCGUUGCCCACACCGGAUUUCAGUAUGCCAUACAAUGUCAUUUGUUUGGCCUGCACUGUGGUGGCCCUGGCAUUUGGUCCUAUUCACAGUGUGGCCACCAAACUGAUAAUUGUCGAGCGUCAGUCGGCGGCUCCCAAGAAUUUCUUGAAGAAAAUCAUUUUCAAGCUAACAAAGAGGAAAAGUAAUUCCCAACAACAACAACAACAGACUGAGGAGGAUAAAGCCAUUGGUGGAACGGAAACAGACAUUGAUCCCACAGAUCAACGCGAAUCGUGAUCAUUACAUAUUCCAAAAAUAUAUGUUAUCAACUAAACAAAAA
Drosophila willistoni is the source of this 2019-nucleotide messenger RNA. It is a transcript of the gene PIG-T, whose product is annotated as GPI transamidase component PIG-T. The transcript has 2 exons. NCBI's taxonomy places the organism in Eukaryota, Metazoa, Arthropoda, Insecta, Diptera, Drosophilidae. Gene Ontology annotation, cellular component: GPI-anchor transamidase complex. The record is from RefSeq and is a predicted model, not a curated record. Gene Ontology annotation, biological process: attachment of GPI anchor to protein. The coding region runs from base 102 to 1976 and encodes 624 amino acids.